Molecule: messenger RNA, 932 nt
Organism: Podarcis raffonei (Aeolian wall lizard)
Lineage: Eukaryota; Metazoa; Chordata; Lepidosauria; Squamata; Lacertidae
Product: pulmonary surfactant-associated protein D-like
Exons: 5
Coding region: 128-883 (251 amino acids)
Biological process (GO): positive regulation of phagocytosis; surfactant homeostasis
Cellular component (GO): multivesicular body; rough endoplasmic reticulum
Source: RefSeq, a predicted model, not a curated record
GGUAGAGAGUGGGUGGAUCCAACAGGCCGUAAACCACUUUUAAGUGAUAUGGGGCUGGGAGGUACUAUAAUCAGAUUUUGCUAGGUCAUACUUGGAGUGGAUCUGCAGAAGAUCUCAUCAUCGAGAAAUGCAACGCCAUGUCCUCUGCAUUCUUGUGCUGGGUGCGUCAUCGGUGAGAAUGUCAGAUCCGCAGCAAUGCAACUGUGAAGAGAAAGUGCCAGCCUGCACGGUUAUUCAUGGAAGCAAUGGAUUGCCGGGCAUCCCUGGGAGCAAUGGACUGCCAGGAAGAGAUGGGAAGGAAGGUCCUCAAGGCGAAAAAGGAGAGCAAGGUUUACGAGGAAUGCAGGGACCCCCAGGAAAAGCCGGGCCUCCUGGCCUUAAAGGGGAAAGUGGUCAGAAAGGUGACUGUGGAGGGAAAGAACUUGAACUGCUAAAAACUCAAAUUAGUGAUUUACAAGGAGAGCUGAAGGCUUUGCAGCUGACUGCAAGCAAAACCCAGAAAGCCAUUCUAGGUUACAUUUUCUCAAACAGCACAAAAGUAGGAGGAAAACUAUUUGUGACUAACGGCGAUGACGGUGAUUAUGAGGCUUCAAAAGUGACGUGUAACCAUUUUGGUGGCCAGGUUGCUUCUCCAAGGAAUGAAAAUGAAAACAACGCUGCACUGAAACUCUCUGCAAAAAUGGGAAGAAAAGUAUUUUUUGGAAUGAAUGACCAGGAGACAGAAGGCAUCUUCAAGCAUCUUAAUGGUGAAACAAUGGAAUAUUCAAACUGGGCACCAAAAGAACCCAAUGGGGUGGAAGAGGACUGCAUAGAAUUGUAUCCAGAUGGCAAAUGGAAUGACAUCUCAUGCAAUGUGGCUCGGUUAAUAAUGUGCGAAUUUUGAUCUGUCUUUAUGGGUGUUUAUAGACAUAUUAAAGCAGAAUUCAAAAAUC